Molecule: messenger RNA, 1964 nt
Organism: Ilex paraguariensis (yerba mate)
Lineage: Eukaryota; Viridiplantae; Streptophyta; Magnoliopsida; Aquifoliales; Aquifoliaceae
Source: the annotation of a GenBank genome assembly
UAACAAACGCGAAACAUGAGGUCGCAAUCACCCUAACGUUACUCACAAGGCGGUAAUAAGAUUAGAUUAGACCACACCGGAAGGCCAUAAAAACCUAUAUCAACUUAUCAUUUCAAAGGCUAUCCAGUCUCCGGUGAAGCUCUCAACUACGACAGGAAAGAACCACCUGAGGGAAAACCUGACAAGUAGGGCUGAGAUUCACUCCGCGCAGGUCCAACCGUUCCCCAUAGACUCGUCGUGGAUGGGCCAGUCAGUUUCGACUGCCUCCGGAGCCCUAUUAUCUCGUCGCGAAUCCAACUACAGCCAUCGAUCUAAGCUCAGAUCCACGGCUGUUACUUCUCCGAUGGAAUCCCAAGACUCAGAAUCCUUCGAUUACGCUGAGUUUUCUGAUUUUAUUUCGCACCUUCCAGACGACUGUUUGGCUUGCGCUUUUCAGUACCUUGGAUCCCGAGAUCGAAAACGAUGCUCGCUCGUAUGUCGCCGGUGGCUCAAGGUAGAGGGACAGAGCCGUCACCGUCUGUCCCUCAACGCUCAAUCGGAACUUAUCUCCAUGAUUCCUUCUCUUUUCUCUCGCUUCGACGCCGUCACGAAGCUCGCCCUCAAAUGUGAUCGCAGCUCCGUGAGCAUCGGUGACGACGCGUUAAUCCUCAUUGCUCUUCGUUGCCAGAAUCUCACUCGUCUCAAACUCCGAGCUUGCCGUGAACUCACUGACAACGGAAUGGCAAUUUUCGCUGGAACUUGCAGAAAUUUGAAGAAAUUAUCUUGUGGAUCCUGUACUUUUGGAGCUCAAGGAAUGAAUGCCAUACUGGAUAAUUGCUCGUCCCUCGAGGAACUAUCGGUGAAACGGCUUCGCGGAAUCACCGACGGAGCUGCAGCUGAGCCGAUUGGGCCCGGUAAGGCCGCAUCGUCCCUAAAAGUUAUUUGUUUGAAAGAUCUUUACAAUGGCCUGUGUUUCGGACCGUUAAUCAUAGACGCGAAGAAUUUGAGGACGUUGAAGCUGUUUAGGUGUCCCGGUGAUUGGGAUAAGCUUCUGGAAGUGGUCGCGGACCGUGUCACUGGAUUGGUUGAAGUUCAUUUGGAGAGGCUUCAGGUUAGUGAUGUUGGUUUAGAUGCGCUUUCGAAUUGUUUGAGCCUUGAAAUUUUGCAUCUUGUGAAAACACCUGAGUGUACGAAUUUGGGGCUUAAGACUCUUGCGGAACAUUGUAAGCUAUUAAGGAAGCUUCACAUUGAUGGGUGGAAAGCAAAUAGGAUUAGUGACGAUGGAUUAAUUGCGGUUGCCGAACACUGUCCUAAUUUGCAGGAACUAGUUCUUAUCGGUGUGAAUCCUACGAUGGUAGGUCUAGAGAAAUUGGGGACGAAUUGUCAUAACCUAGAAAGAUUGGCUUUGUGUGGAAGUGACACUGUUGGGGAUGCGGAGCUUUCGUGCAUUGCUUCGAAAUGUAUAGCGUUGAGGAAGCUCUGUAUUAAGAGUUGUCCAGUGUCUGAUCAUGGCAUGGAAGCGCUUGCUAGUGGUUGUCCAAAUUUGGUGAAGGUCAAGCUGAAGAAGUGUAGAGCGGUGACGUCUGAGGGUGCAGAUUGGUUAAGGGCGGGUAGAGGAUCAUUGGCGGUGAUCUUGGACUCCCCCAGGCCUGAGAAUCUGGAUGCGAGCGCUAGUGAUAUUGGUUUACAAGAUAUCGGCAUGGAGAACUCUCAAGUGGUUGCUCAAGUUGGGAAUCCCAAUGUUGCGUCGAGCAGUGUAGGGAGGUCGACAUCAUUGAAGGCAAGGUUAGGGCUUAUUGCUGGGAGGAGUUUAGUGGCUUGCACUUUCAGAAGGUGGUCAAGCUUUGGUGGCAGUUCUCAAAAUAAUCAAAGGGAGCACUGACCAGAAUUUAGGAGAAGAAACGGAAAUAUAAAAGGCUUUUGGCCGCUUACAUUGUUUUGCAAUUGGAGUCCCAUAUAGUUUACAGCCAUCUCUCCCACCACCA